AUGCGCGGAAUUGCCUGUGUAGUGAAUCGUUCCUCUCGCCCUGCCGGACUCGUUUCCAUCGUUGGGAAUUAUCCUCACUUGACACGUGAAAUGCGACUGAUUAUCACCGCAACUUUCAUUCCCUAAAUCACAAAUAAAAAGUGUCAACAUCAUCAGUCCAUCAUGAAGAAUAAUGCUCCAGUGGAGUGUGUAACAGUCACAAAGUGCAGAACUAAAAAUUGAAAAAACGUGUUUAUUAUCGUGUGGUAAAAAAAAAGUGAGCGGUUGGGGCGAGAGUUUGGCGAACGGAACAGCGUGAUCGAGAAGAGGGGCUCAAGCGCGCGCGCGAGGGUGCUCGAAUUUUUUUUUUCACAUUCAGAGAGAAAUAGAAGAAGAGGAAAAAAAAAACAGAGUAAAAUACCCAAAGAAUGUGAAUUUAAACGUCGUCGGGGUAGUGGAUUGCACGAGCUGAGGAUGAAACACCAGAAGAUGAGGCACAAAUGAAAUAAUAAUUUUGUUGUGGUCCGGGCACGUGUUGAGAGGACAUUAACAAAAGUGAUAAGUGUGUUUAUUUAUUUUGUUAGGCUAAAUUCUCCCAUUGAGGAUUCAGCACCGAUGAGCCCGGAUAUAUGGCGGCGCGGGUGCUUUUACUCGGCAUUUUGUUUACGGAAGUACUCGAACCCCUUUGCGCCGCAGGUGUUAAAGGCCCUAAUAAUCUGCAUGGCAAAAAUGGGCCUAAGGGAGAAGGCGUGGACCUGCGUUUUGGAAAAAAUUCAGGUCUAACGCUGCGAAUUGAACCGAGUGGUGAUAUACUAUUGGGAAAACGUGGUACUACUUUAAAUUGUUUAGCUAACAAUAUUACGUGGCUCUAUAAUGAUGAACCGGCACCACCUUGUGGUGUCACUCGAUGUGGAUUAUUGGACGAUGGCUCAUUGCAUUUUUAUAAGAAACAAAAUUUACAAUUGGUACAAAAGUCAAAAGGAGGGACUGGCAGUGGCACUAAACCACCUGAGAAGCACGUGUACCGUUGCAUUGGUCACACCAGCGGUGGAUCGUUACGAUCAUCACCAAUUACUGUACAAAUUGCUGAGCUUGGACAUACGUUCAGAAAAUCACCCAAUGAUUUGACGAUUGUGGAAGGUGAAAUCGCUAGAUUCACAUGUCUAAUUGACAGUGUACCGUUUCCUCCAAACAUUACCUGGCAACAUAACGGAGAACCUGUAUUAACGGAUCACAAUAAUACUAAAUAUUUCAUGGUACCACCGGGUGUUCUUUAUAUUAGCGCUACAAAGUCCUCUGAUGCUGGUUCAUAUAGAUGUGUGGCAACAAACGAUUAUAUUAAAAAGACCAAAAGGAGCAAAGAAGCAAAACUGACUGUUGUAUCGAGAUUGGAAACUGAUAAGCCUCGAACAGCAGGAUUACUUUAUCCACAAAUUUCCUACAAUCAUUCGUUAUUGAGCGGAUCGAGCCUAAAGAUUAUUUGCGCUGCCAGUGGCUAUCCACCACCUUCAAUCAUCUGGUCUUUUCUACCCAAAUACCCAGACGGAAGCAGCACUCUGCAGAAUCGCAUUCUUCUCAACUCCACAACUGGGAUCAGUGUACUCACAUUGAAGAAUGUCAGCAUUUAUGACGCUGGUACUUAUCUGUGUUCCACGAAAAAUGCAGUCAGCAAUGGAUUGGAGGUUCAGAAUAUUACUGUUGAUGUAUCGGUUCCACCAACACUGAUAAAAAAACCGGUCAAUCAAAUUUGUCCCAAUGGAAGGACUGCGAGAUUCGAAUGUCAAGCGCAAGGAACCCCUCCACCUGAAAUUUAUUGGCUCAAAGAUUCCGAGAAUAUUGCUAUGAAUGGACGACGAACAACUUACAUCAAAGAAAACAACAAAGUUGAACUGGCGAUAUCAGCAACUGUACCAUCAGACUCUGGUAUUUAUCAGUGUGUAGCGGUGAAUUCAGCCGGUGAAAUUUGGGCUGCUGGUCGGCUCCAAGUUAAUGCAUCUCGCAACAGUCCAGCUACCCCAACUGGGCUCAAAUGCUAUUCAGAUUCACCAUUUAAAAUUGAAAUUUCAUGGAUGCCACCGAAAUCUUUACCAUCGACAAGUAUCACCGCGUAUACCGUUCACUAUAGUCCAGCCGAAGGGGGUAAAGAGGAAGUGUGCCCUGAACCUGGUAAUUCAACAUCGGUAGAGGUCACAAAAUUACUUGAACCGUAUACCAAUUAUUCUUUUUACGUUCGGGUAUGGAAUAAUCAUGGAGCUAGUGAUCAAUCGGAACCGAUUGUUUGUGCUACUGCACCAAGUGUUCCAAAGAGCACGCCUAGAGUACACGUUGAUAUAAUAAGCAGUACAAAAUUAAAUGUAACAUGGAAGCCUUUAACGAAGAGAGAAGCUAGAGGCGUUAUUGUUGAGUACAAAAUCCAAUGGAGGCUUCAUGAGCAUCCAUCAUCGCGGGUUAUCACUGUACCUGUUGAUGUCGAGAAUUAUAUUCUAACAGAUUUACUUCCUGGAUCGCAGUACGAUUUGAGAGUUUUAGCGAGAACGGAACAGGGAUGGCCGAAUAUCAGUGAAUCCCAGUUGAUAUGGACCAGCGUUUCAACACCAAAUGUUGACAUUGAUGAACUUGAUAUUAAAAAUAUUAUUGAUAUUCAUGUGGUGAUAUUGAAUGCAUCUAGUUCCAAGAUUAAAUGGGAGAAGCAAUCAAAUACGAAUAGUUAUGCAGGAUUGAAGAUUGACGGUUGGCAAGUAUAUUGUGAAAAUAUUGACGGUGUUAGGAUACUCACUGAAACAUUGCCUAGAAAUGCUACGGACUAUAUAUUCACUAAUUUACAUCCGAAUGUUUCUUACACGCUUGGGUUGUGCGCCGAGAAUAAAGGAGUAACCGCCGAUUGUGUAUCGAAAACAAUUAAAUCAAUAUAUCACGAUGCAGAAAAUAUUCCAAUGGCACUAGAAGCAAUUCCACUCUCAUCAUCAUCAAUCCAAAUAACCUGGACAUCAUUGCACACAAGUUCAAAAAAAUUUGAACUCUGCUAUCAGCCAGUAGAAUCACCAACCGUAGAAUCAAAAUGGCUGUUAGUGAAUGGUACAAAAGUAACAGUGAAUAAAUUGAAAGCAUUCACACUUUAUCAAUUCAAGGUUCGAUCAUUUCGAAAUGACUCGAGACAACAAAAUCAAUUCAGUGAGAGUAUAGAGUGCUACACAGGUGAAGAUGUACCAGGAAAGCCUGAACAGGUCCAGAGUUUCAGGGAUGGUUCGAAAAUACGUGUUGCUUGGAAAAAGCCAGUUCAUACGAAUGGAAUUAUUCGGCAUUAUUUCGUGUCUUACGUGUCAGAUUCAACAGAAUCAAUGAUUUGGGGCAAUGUAACAGUACCUGGUAAUCAAACUUGGGCAGUAUUGCCUGAAUUUACAUCGGGUGGACGACACUAUGUGAUGAUUCAGGCAGCAACUAGAGUUGGAUAUGGAAAGCCAUCUGAUGCAGUUCUCGUUUUUACCAAUGGUAUUGCGUCGAAGAGUCCAAAUUUAUCGAAUGAACGUAAACCACCUCCAAUACCAAAGCCAGAUCAAAGUCUGGGAAUUAUGCUUGGUGUUGGUAUCAGUAUUGGAUUUAUUAUGAUCAGUUUGUGCAGUAUUUACUGUAGAAAAAAAUGGGAACACUCACGAUCACUUCGGGAAACAACUCAACCCCUCAAAAAUCGAGUUCUUUUGAGGAAUGGAAAUGUUUGUUGUGUGGAUCGAUCAUCUACUUCAGUUAAUCAACAGGCUAUUAAUGCUACUAUCAACUCUAAUGAGAUUGAAUUGGCUACUUUGUGUCCUUCGUCACCAAAUUCAACUAAUCCUCAGCUUGAUACUAAGGGAAUUCAGGCGAAUGGUACAGUGGAGGGUAAACAACCUCUUCUCACUUCGUGGAAUAAUUCAAAUGAGGACCAUAUGAAUCUUCAUAUCACAGAAAACCCGCAGUAUGAACAGAAGCGCAGCCCAACAUCCACCAGACAGUCUGAUCAAGAGGGAGAUUUAGACACAACAGAACUCACAAUGAUGGACUGUACAUUAGCUGGCAGUGAUACUAGUUUGAAUAAUAAUCUCGGUUGUAUAUCGUCAACACCCCACAAAAUACCACCAAUAACAAUUCCUGUGUUGGAGCCCAACGGUUGAACCUUGUCACCUCUAUUCCAGGAAUAAUUAAAUCGAUAAGAGUAAGUAAACCAACCGAUUUUUCAUGGACAACUUUGAGUCCUACAUAAAUGCGAUUAUCUGCUGGUUAAAGAAAAUGCCUUGCGAUCAAUAAUUGACGAAAAUAUGCUCCGUUAAAGGUGUGCAGUUUAAUCUCACUGAAUAAUGACACAAUCAAAAGGAAAAUCUGAAUAUAAGGGAAAUCAUGAAACAAUGUUUAUGAUACAAAUACACAGAGUAACUUAGUUUUUUAAAAAAUGAGAGGAAAACCGAAAAACAUGAGAAAAUUACACUGCUUAAUUGUUAAUUGUGUACAUAUUAGAUAUUCUAGUGUAUGAUGACAAAUGGAUGAAUAGUUUGUACUUGUUCGCAAAUCAAUCGCAUCAAGAAAAAUGAAAUUGAAUCAUCUACAAGAAAAUCAUGCACUGUUUGAUGCAUCAGAAUAACACAAAAAUAUAUUUGCUCACCAUUUGAAUUAAAAUUUUCUGAAAUAAGCGUGAAAAACAGAAGUUGAAAGCACCAUUGUACAGACAUUAAUUGAGGAAAAAAUCAUAUUAAUGUACAUAGCAGUAAUUUCUAAAGAAAUUGUCAUUGUUGUAGGGAGCAUUGGUCAUUUAAUAGCUGUUGAUUGUGAAUACGAAGAUAACUUCGAUCUCGCUCCAUUGAUAUCAGCAAUUAACAUAGCAGAAAAAAACCUAGUAUUGCAUGUAGGAAUUCCUGGCACAUUAACACAUCCUGCACAUGGUAUCACUAUUUUCCCGGGAAUAAUCGACAGAUUAAACAUUCCACUAUAGCCACGGAUAACGAAAGUUUAUGACGAAAUUUUUUUCUAAUUUUCCUCGACACGGAUGAAAAUGUCGAUUUUUUUUUCUAUGGAUUUUUCCUUUGCAUCGUGUAUUAUUCGCAAUUAUAGUUUCAUUCGAUUAAUUAACGAUUUUUGUUGUCCUUGUGGUUAAUUUAUAAUCUCGUGAUGCGCUUGAUUCAUCUUUUCUUUCAUUUUUCUUCCUCUGUAGAGUUCACUUCAGUAACGAAGUGGUAAAACGAGAAAUGGACUUAUCUCUGAGUCGAGUUUUUGAACGAUAUCUCCGAAUCUAAGAGAGAUCGCGAAAUUUUUGUCAUGACAUUCGUUGUAGCUCUCAGUUUACUCCGCAAAAAAGGUUCUAAUAAAGGUUUUUCUAUUUCUCCUAGAUUUCGAGAUAUUCAUCGAAAACCGGUAGACAGUCAGAAGUGACUUAUCUCGUUUGACGACUUCGUCACUGAAUUUUAUGUGUGAAGUCAUAAUUAAUAGAUAAAAUGAUUAUUUUCAUUCACAAGAGUCUCCUGACAGGUAGAAAAACAAUUAUGCAAAUGACACACAAUCCAGACAUACCAGACUGGCCCAUGUUACCAUGACAGAAAGAAAAAAAACCAACUCUGUACCUGAUAGACUAAGUUAUAUUACUUUAUGUUCUUUUUUUUUUAACUCAACGAUGUCAAUGUUAUUGCAGUACCUCCAUUUGUUGUUAUUUAUUACGUCAUUGCAUUCAAUCAUUGAUUUAAUACUAGAUUUUCUUUUCCGAAAUAUGGCAAUAGAACUGUUACACGAUUGUUCCAUUACAAACAUGACUACAUUUAUCUGAAAGAAUUAUAUACUCAUAUCAGAAAUCGUUGGAGUUUAAUUCAAUUCAGAUAACAAAUCAAUAGAACAAAGUAUUUAUUUCAUUUACCAUAAAAUGCAAUAGUUUAUAUACAGAUUACAGAUCUUAUUUUUCUUUUAAUUUCUGUUAUCCAACAAGCAAUGCAUACUCCAUAAUUUAACUCAUUCCUAUUGUUACUAGUGAUUUAAUUAUGAUUGAAUGGUUUUUUUAAACUGUAUAUAUCGUUAACUGUUCGUGGUCCAUCUCCAGUGAUUCUCAUUAAUUUUUUAACCAAAAUCCAGUGAAUAAUUGCGUCUGGUCAUUAUUUAAUUUCACUGACACAAGUUUUUUUCUGCUUAAUUCAAUUUAUUACUUAUUUACUUCGGUGCGAAUGAAACCGAGGAAUUGAUUAUUCGAAAUUGUUGUAGGGGGGAAAACAUUGUUGAAAAUAAUGAGCAGUAUCAAGGUUUUUUUAUCAAUUUUUUUUAUUAAUGCAGCGUAAGCAUUUCGGUCGCUAUGUCUUUAGUUGUCUGGAUUGCAAGAGGCAGCUUUCAGGCGCGAAAAUAUUCAAUAACAAAUUUCAAGCCUUUUCGUGAGAUAUUAUAUGAUCUUUCUCCGCCCAUUCCAUGGAAAAUAUUUGUCAAAGUCGGUAGAUUCGUUUUUUUUUCUCAUAAAAUUGUUAGGAUACGUUUUUUAAUCUGCAACCUUUUACCAUUAAAUUUCUUGAAUAAUUCGAAAGAAAAAUAGCAGUUGAAUUGAAUUUGAAAAUAUAAGUUUAGAAACUUGAAAAUCCAAGUCUGGAAAAUGUAAUUGAAUUUUUUUUUUUGUCAAAUUUUCUGAACUUAUAUUUUUGCAGCUUUUCAAAUCACAAAUUCAAACAACUCGUAAGAGGUAAUUGGUUUUCAAUAAUGUAAUAUCAUUAAAUUUUUACUUUUAUCGUUUGAAAUCACUUGAAAUUCUUCUGCUCCACAGUUGCUAUCGAUAUUUCUACGUAAAUGUAGUAAUUGUGUCAGAUUUUUUAACUUCUUGAAUUACUUCAUGCGUUUAAAUCAUUUCGAAACUCACGGACUUGGAAUUAAUCAUCAUUCCACUUGAAUUGACCGGUGAUUUAACCUUUAAGUGUAUCAUAAAAAUUAUGUUAGUUGAUAUAUAAUAUCGUAUAACUUGAAAUUUUAAGUUUAAUGUUACUAUUUUGUCACUGAUUUGCGGUAUGUAUUUUUUCCAAUUAUUAAAGGCGUAGUGCCAGUAGUGAUGAUUAUAAGAGGAGAAAGAAAUGGAUUUACGCUUACCAAAACUAUUUUUUAUUUUCUUAAAUAUCCUAGUUUAGAUCAUUUUUUUUAUUGCCGAGAAUUAGUAAUACGGUUUCGAUACACCACAUGUACAAUUGAGAAAUCAUAGUUCGUCAAAUAAUUUAUUUCAGCUAAAAUAUCCUAUACCGAUUGCCGGAGAAUAAGAGAGGUCUUUUUUUAUUGUCAAUUUCUAACUUAAUUAAUAGUUAUUUGAGGAUGAUUUUGAGUAUUUUGUUUAGUUGAUAAAUGCUAUUUUCAUUGGUUGAGGAUAGGGUCGUCGUAUCGAAGUGAAUCUCGUGCUUGUGAAAAUAACGGGAGUCGCAUAUUUUCAAGUACAAAUUAAUGUCGAAAAAAAAUUAAUCCCGAGCUUCCGUGUUGAUUCAAUGUUCCCAACUAUUCUGGAACAUCGUACGAAGUUUUGUUGGCAAUGUAUCAUAUCAAAUAUGCGUGGGAUUAUAGUGGAGGGAAUAUGUAGAACGUAAUAAACAUUUCAAGAGAAUAAAAAUUUCUUAUAGACCAUAAGACUUCACUGCAAAUAUCUCAGAAUAGCCAGAAGUGCAACUUAGAUUCAACAGGUUUUUCGUGAAAAAAAUUUGACACGUCUUUAUGACGAAAUAUCAAUCUGCCCGGUAAAUAUUUAAUAGAAAAAACCCAGCGAAUGGAGAAUUUGCAUCAAAAUCAAUUUAUUCACAUGUCCUUAUAUUUUAUAGUAAUCGAUUGAAGAUAAGGCAUUUCUGAUACGGAUAACUUUGGUUGACUCCAUUUGUGAUUGUGUAUUCGAUUUCAAAGGACUUUAAAUUUUCUAAUUACGACAGUCAGUUAUUACUCGAUGAAGAGUAUUCUUCAUGUUUUCAAAUGAUGAAUUAAUCAACUCAUACCGGAAUUUGAGAUUAAAAACUGAAAAAAAACUGGUGCAUAUUCUCCAUUCGAUAGAAAAUACUACUGGAUUAUUAGUGAAUUUCUAUUGAAAAAUUCUAUUGGUUCUUCACGCCCUUUCACGGUUUGUCUUUCAGAGAAACUAUUUUUUUAAAUGACAGUUCGCUCUAAGUAAAUUUAUAUGUUGUCCAUAUGCUGCAAAUCUUUAUGCUUUUGCCAAUUUUCUUAAACUCAAUUUUUUUUCUGUACUCGGACGGAAAAAUUGGCGGAAUAUUAUUUUGCACAAAUGAGUAUUUCUUUAAACUUAAUAAAUAUUCGGCGAGUAUUUUGUGAAAAAUGACAUUCUUCUUAACUAAAAGAAUUAAAUACUUUAGACUGACUUCACUAAAAAAAAAUUGAACUAAAAAAUCUACGAAAAGACUCCAGAUUUUGAUAGAAGUGGUAAACACUUUUCCAGCUGGGUUUUUCUACAAUUUUUUUUUGCAACUGAGAUCAUUCGUAGAUUACUCCACAUGAGGAGAAAUUCUUUAUGGGAAUUGUACUGCUGGCACUGAAAAUUAUAUUGAAUGACACGUGAAUUUCCUCUGUUUUUGUGAGAAAUUUUCAAGAACACUGAAAUUAUUAGAAAUAUUUUUUCGUUCAGAUCUGACGAUAAGACUGCCUUUCUGAACGGAUUUAUAUACUCAUCAACUGUCAUACCCUGCAUUUACUAAAUAGAAUGGGAAAUAUUGAAUAUAUCGCGCGUUAGCCAUAGAAAUACUAAGUAUUAAUCAAUUAAUCGUACGGCGACUCUAGUCGAGCGAAUAUACCUCUUUGCAGUGUCACCCUUAUUUUAAAUUAUUUGUUCAGGGUGCUCAGACAUUACUUAAUCAUCUAAAAACUUAAAUGUAGUACCUAUUAGGUGAUUAAUAUUUUUUCUACCGCUUACCUCAAAAAAACUAUACCUAUUUUAUACUUCAUGCCAUUUGAAUUUUUUUAAUGAAUUUUGCGGCGAGAUACAAGAUAAAUUGAAAUUAAAGUAUUUGUGUAGGGUGAAUGAGCUAGCAAGGUUGCUUCAUUGAUGCGGAGGAAUUAAUAGUUAUUUUUAAUGAAGAAUAUUUCAUAUCGCUUGCUAUUGCGCAGGUAAAAUGUCAUUGGUGGUAAAAUUCCGUAGAUAAUCUAAUCCAUUCGUUGGAGAACUCUCCCGAUUUUUUUUACUUUGGAGACGACAUUAUGUUACUGUGCGGGUAAAUAAAUAAAUAGGUCAUUGAAAAUGCGACGGAGGUAUUGACUUUUCAAUUAAACUGAUUGCGUUAUGAUUUCUAACUAAUGUUAGUUUAACAAAUUAAUGGAAAUGGUGAAGUAAAUUGCAACCAGUUUUAUUCGAUUUCUAUUGAACUUUUUUUUAUUAGUUUUGCGUCAAUUUUAUUAAAAUGUUCAACAGGAAAUAAGUGGAAAUGUAAACUAUUCGAUAGAAUUUCCUUUUUUUUUUUUUUUUUUCCUAUUUUGUGUACCAUUUAUUCUGUUGAGAUAUCUUCCAUACAGUUUCUUCAAUUCAGGAAAAAUAUAAUGAGUUGUCUUCAAAACUUAGAAACUUAAAUCAUCAACUUCUCUAAAGAAUAUUUCAAUAUCAUAAAUUGUCGAAAAAAUCCAAACAAUUCAUUCAGCCUUUCCAUACAAUAUUUCCCAUGGAAUUUUCCACAUUUUGCUAUGAAAAUUUUUAAAACAUCAACUUUUGGACAUAUUUGAAUUUUUCCCUGGAAUUCUAUCAUGAAAAACCGUCAGAACUGUGAAUAGACGAAUGCGAUAAAUUUAUUGCCAUUUUUUUGUAAUAAAAAUCUCCAGAAGACGAUAACUAAUUAAAUUUGACUCCAUUAAGUUUUUUCAAAAUGAUGUGUGGGUCUAGAAUUUGCCGAUAAAUCAACAGAAUUUUCAUCACAAUCUCCUACGAAAUGUAAUUCAUUUUUCUAAUUUUUCUACGGAAUUUUAUCAUGCUUAGGAAUUUUCAUAACGGCUGCAAGUUCAUGCUGGUUGCUUCACCCUAUAUUUAGCGUCUAGCUGUAGAAGCCCAUUGCCGUACUAAAUUGAAGUAUCGAAAAUAUUUUUUUUAAUGCAAAAUGAUUCCAGCUAUCGUUUCUAGUAUAUUAUGAUGAACAUUUUGUUUCAUAUAGCUACUUCGUAAGUAGUUUUUUUUCAUUAAUUAUUGUAUAUGAAGUAUCUGUAAAAAUUAAAAAACUAAAAAAUAGAAAAAGCAAAAAAAUGAGAAAAAAAAUAUGGAAAGUAUAUAUUUUAAUAUAUUAUAUAUAAUUAAUUGUAUUGAAACUACAAUAAAUUAUAACCAUACUGUUUAAAACUGAAGUAUUAAACAUGAAGGAGAGAAAACAAGAGCAAAAGAAAAAACAAUACACUAGAAACUAUUUAAUGAUGUUGUUGAUCCUUUGAAGUGCAGCAUUUCGUUGUAAUGAUUGAAUAAAGUUAAAACAGUAUAUAAACUGAA
Diachasmimorpha longicaudata is the source of this 10399-nucleotide messenger RNA. Its product is annotated as immunoglobulin superfamily DCC subclass member 4-like. The coding region runs from base 609 to 4124 and encodes 1171 amino acids. The record is from RefSeq and is a predicted model, not a curated record. Gene Ontology annotation, biological process: cell-cell adhesion. The transcript has 16 exons. Gene Ontology annotation, molecular function: protein binding. NCBI's taxonomy places the organism in Eukaryota, Metazoa, Arthropoda, Insecta, Hymenoptera, Braconidae.